CGCUUUGGUACUUACGCCUCCCUGACAUCUUGUCAACUCCCAGGAUCUACGUUCUCAUCACCCUCGACCACGCGUCUGUCCCCCUUUUCUUUGAGCAGGAGCAGACUUUACUUUAUCGAUCAUGCCAAAGGUCGUCUCUCGUUCAGCAGUUUCCUCAUCCACGGAUGCACGGCCAACGGCAUCAGCCGCAGCUGCUCUCAGGGUAUACUACUGUAUCUGCGGCGAGUUUAUCCUUGUGAUCGAAAAAAGCCUUUCAGCCCUCCCUAAGCGUCAGACUGAUGGGGCUAUCAUCAUUCGCUCUCAGGAUAGCGGUACAGAGAAGGCGGUCGUUUUCAAAUUAAACGCCAACUCGACCGAUCCCGUUCUUAUCGAAAGGCAAGGGGGACACGAGCGCCAGUAUAGAUUCUCAUGUCCGCGGUGCAAUUUAUUGGUCGGAUAUCAAUCUACCCCACCUCCUGUCAAAUCUGGUUCGUUCCUGUAUAUCCUCAGGGGAGCCCUUACGCAGAUGCAAGGCCAAGUUCCCAAGGACGCUUUUGACGGCGAAGCUGCUUUGGAACUUUCAGAAGGUUCGACCCAAUAGCAUGGUUCGUAUGGGACUGGACACCAAGAAUUGGAUAUAACCUCGAUUCGCGUGUAAUUAUGAUAACAAAAAUCAAAACUUUCGACUCGUAACACAAUAUGAA
Molecule: messenger RNA, 683 nt
Organism: Suillus paluster
Lineage: Eukaryota; Fungi; Basidiomycota; Agaricomycetes; Boletales; Suillaceae
Exons: 5
Coding region: 122-580 (152 amino acids)
Source: RefSeq, a predicted model, not a curated record